GAAACGGCCUCUCAGAUUUCUUCUCUCUCUUUUUCCCUUUUUCUUUUUCUUUUUACGCUUUUUGUUUUGGUUCAGUGACAUUUGUAUGUGAUGGGGGAGCGCACACACACCAACACCCAGUAUUAGGAACAAGAACAAAUAGAUGCUCUGUUUCACCACAGUUUUCUUUUUUAUUCCACUGCAAAACUUUUGAAGUAAUCCAACGGACCCAAACAGAGAACACCCACCAAAAAAAGGGGAGCAAAACGGGAAAAAGGAACCCAAUGGAGAUUGUGAACCAUGAAAUGAAGCAAUCCAAGUUCAGGCGGAUUUGUGUGUUCUGUGGAAGUAGCCAAGGCAAGAAGAGAAGCUACCAAGAUUCCGCCAUUGAACUUGGCAAGGAAUUGGUUUCAAGGAACAUUGAUCUGGUAUACGGCGGGGGCAGCAUAGGGCUGAUGGGUUUGGUGUCACAAGCUGUUCAUGAUGGUGGUCGGCAUGUCAUUGGGGUCAUACCAAAGACACUCAUGCCUCGAGAGCUAACUGGUGAAACAGUAGGGGAAGUGAAGGCAGUGGCAGAUAUGCACCAAAGGAAGGCAGAGAUGGCAAAGCAUUCAGAUGCUUUCAUUGCCUUGCCAGGUGGCUAUGGGACUCUGGAAGAACUGCUUGAAGUUAUAACCUGGGCCCAGCUUGGAAUCCAUGACAAGCCAGUGGGGCUAUUGAAUGUUGAUGGAUACUACAAUUCAUUACUCUCAUUUAUUGAUAAAGCUGUGGAGGAGGGAUUCGUCAGUCCAAGUGCUCGUCAAAUUAUCGUAUCUGCACCAUCGGCAAAGGAGCUAGUGAAGAAGUUGGAGGAGUAUGUCCCCUGCCAUGAAAGAGUUGCUUCAAAGCUGAGUUGGGAGAUAGAGCAGCUUGGCUACCCUCAAAAUUGUGAUAUUUCCAGAUGAUUUUUUGAAGAUGGUGAAGAAUUUUUGCAAAUGGAGGAGGCUAAUAUGAAGUAUAUCUACUAUUUCCUGUUUUGUGGAGGAAUUGUUCUUUUUUUUGUAAAUUUACUCCAUUUCAAUGUCAAUAUAUGAAGUUUCUACAUUUAAUUGUUGAAACUUUAUAUCUUUCAAAGCUGUAAGUAUAGGAUUCUCUGAUGAAAUUACCAUCUUCAGUGUGGCAACUUAUAUAUAUAUUUUGUUCC
Momordica charantia (bitter melon) is the source of this 1162-nucleotide messenger RNA. RefSeq names its product lysine decarboxylase family protein (gene LOG3). Gene Ontology annotation, cellular component: nucleus; cytosol. Gene Ontology annotation, molecular function: hydrolase activity, hydrolyzing N-glycosyl compounds. Gene Ontology annotation, biological process: cytokinin biosynthetic process. NCBI's taxonomy places the organism in Eukaryota, Viridiplantae, Streptophyta, Magnoliopsida, Cucurbitales, Cucurbitaceae. The record is from RefSeq and is a predicted model, not a curated record.